AUGGGUACCAACGGCAACAACAACAAUUUCAGAGUUGUCAAUGCUGACAACACAACGACCAACUCAUUCGAACGCCCUUAUGGCCUCGUUGAACCCACCAUUGCCUCCAUCGUUCUUGCUAAAACGGCUUGGGACGCCUUGCAUACCACCUAUGCAAAUAGGUCUCAAACCAGGGUCUUCAGCCUGCGUGAUCAACUUGCCCGCAUCACUAAAGACUCUCGCUCCAUCACCGAAUAUCUUCAAACUAUUCGGUCCCUCUCAGAUGAGUUAGCCACUGCGGGUGCCCCUGUGUCCAACCCCAAACUCAUCGUCAAAAUACUCAGUGGUCUAGGCCCUGAGUUUCGUGAGAUCUCUGCUGCCAUUCGUGCACGUGACACAAAUGUCACCUAUGAGGAAUUGUUUGAAAAAUUACUGGAUCAUGAACUCUUCCUCCGUCACGAGGAUGCUAAGAAACUAUCCACCCCCAUCACUCCGCAUACAAAUACAAAUUAUCGCAACAAUCGCAGUGCAAUAAUUUCCGAAUGGGCGCCGAAUUCACGCUCUAAUACUCAACCACGACGACUUGACAAACACGAGCCCAAAUACUGUUGUUCGCUGCCAACUAUGUAA
Molecule: messenger RNA, 609 nt
Organism: Lycium ferocissimum
Lineage: Eukaryota; Viridiplantae; Streptophyta; Magnoliopsida; Solanales; Solanaceae
Exons: 2
Coding region: 1-609 (202 amino acids)
Source: RefSeq, a predicted model, not a curated record